Molecule: messenger RNA, 6943 nt
Organism: Paramuricea clavata
Lineage: Eukaryota; Metazoa; Cnidaria; Anthozoa; Malacalcyonacea; Plexauridae
Source: the annotation of a GenBank genome assembly
AUGCCUCGAAAGGCCAUGAAAUGUAUAGUCGAGUUCGAUGUGCAUACGGUAAGCGUUGUUCGUGUUAAUUUUUUGAAGUUACCACAUGGUUGCUAAUGACGCCUUAUGUAUAGUUUGUCGUUCCAAACUUUAAUCUUUCAAAAUUUCAUCAUUUAGGUUUUGUGUCCUGGAACAUAUCUGCGAGAUUACGGCUAUGUUUUUCUUAGAGUCACCUGCAUGGGUUUAGAUGUUAGUACUAAAGCUGUACCGCCAACAUUUCCCUUAUUUUUUCACGAAAGACUUCGCUUUGAACGGGUAAUAAUCUUUGUUGACUAUUGGACUUCAUUAUUCUUACGCCACAAAAUUACAGUAAUUGUUUUUAUAUAUUUGCUUGCAAACAAUACCUAAUAAGGUCCAAUAUCUUUCUCAUUUUCUCACAUUUUUAUUUAAUUUUCAGACAUUUAAAAAUUGUCAAGACCCAGCCUAUGUAUCUGUCUUACUCAAAGGUAAACAAUGAAGAAUAUUUAAAUUCAUAUUUUGAAAUGUGUUUUUUUUAAAAAGUAAUUCAUGAUUUUGAUAUUUAUUUUUCAAGGAGAGGACUUAACAAUAGCGUUGUCCGCAGUAGCUAAAAAUAGAUUCUCUAAGUGAAGACCCCCCACGAGACUCAGACAAACAAACUAACAUUUUGUAUAGAAUUGUACUAGCAGCGAACAUAAAUUGGUCUAAAUUGACGUUUUUAUUUAUUUUAUCUGUGCUAAUACGAAUUCAAAUUUAUCCCAAAUUACAAACAUGGUUAAUGCUAAGCACUGUUGCUGGGGAACAUGUCCAAGUGUUUCGAGAUAUUAAGAAAAACUGCCGAAACAGGGAAUUGAAAAGUCGGACGGGACGGGAAUGUCUGCAGUAGCAAUGUGUUGAUUGUUAUUGACUGCGGACUGUGCUGGUUUUUCUCCAAGAACUCUCGCAGCUAACCAUUUUCCCACAUCAAUACAUCCAGCGAAUGAUGCUUUCCCGAACUCGCUGAAGAAGAACUUGGCGUUUUAUACCGCUUUGCUAUAAGCCGGCCUCUACAUUUUAACCUCUGCUUGAGUUUAAUCGACAGUAUAAGCAGAUGGAUCCGAGGGGCAUUUCACUCGAAAAAAGCGUACGGGAUUUUCGGAUUUUUAAAAAUCCGCGGAUUUUUUAGCGGAUUUAGCGGAUUUUCCCGGAUUUUUUAGCGGAUUUUUGAAGAGAAAAUUUGCUGGAUUUUCCGGAUUUGUUCGGAUUUUUUCUGGAUUUUUGAAAAUCUGUUGGAUUUUCCGGAUUUGUUCGGAAUUUUUCUGGAUUUUUUUUAAUUAUAGAUUUAUAGAGCUAGGUAACGUUUUGAACAAAUAAUCUUAAGUUGUACGAGUGUACGACGUCAACGUUAUGCCAGGACGUCAGGCUCGAGCAGAGGACUGGGACUAGGACCACAGCCUUCAGAAACUAACGAAUGCUGGGCAUGCAGUCAUUUUGUUUAAAAUUCAAACAAGUUCAUUAUUCUUUCAAAAACAGUAAAAGACAAUGGUGAAUAACUUUUGGUUUUGUAAUUAUAUUUUACAACAUAACGUCAUUGUAACAAGAACACAUAUUUAGUAGUAGUAGGCUAAAAAAACUUAGCAUAUACUCGAGCGUAUAAAUGGAAAUGUAGAGUGGUCCAAUAAUUACGAAAUAUAAUGACAGAGAUCACGGUAAGCGUUUAGCUUUCGCUGUCCGCCAUUUUGAACGUGGCAAAGAACCUUUACGAGUAAAUUACACCAAGUACUUCAUAUAUUUUUUGUGGAUUUGCGGAUUUUUUUGAGGAUUUUGAAGGAUUUCUGUGGAUUUUUGAAGGAUUUCUGUGGUUUUUAAAGGAUUUUUCGGAUUUUGAUGGAUUCAUCGGAUUUUGAGGAUUUUUUCUGGAUUUUUUCCGGAUUUUUUGACGAAGUGUACGGGAUUUUUGGAGUGAAUUGCCCCUCGGAUGGAUCAUGCUCAAAAUAUGAGUCUGGGACGCCAUCGUUUUCAGUGAGAGCGUCUGUUGUUAAAUUUAUGACUGAGAGAGAAGCAAUAGUUUACCAGACAGUGUUAGGCUAUUAAUUAACACAGUGUUAAAGGGCGGUUCUCCAUUUUACAAAACGGAAUAUUUAAAAAUAGAUAAAUAAAAAUGUUGUUUUUCUAAUAACAUAUUUUUGUUGUAUUGUCAAAAUAAAAUAGUUUUACUCGAGGUUUUACUGGUCAACGGAAGAUUUUAUAUUUGAGAUUUUAUAUAGUUUGUAGUUUAUCUUUGACAUUUUUUAAAAAAGUUUAAAUUUGAAAGUAUUAGUUUUAAGUACAUUCCUAAUAAAUCCGUAUUUUAUAAGUUGAAUAUGUAGUCAAUAGAUUAUAGUAAACAAUCCUAGCUUCUUUGGCUUUGGACUUUGCUAUUAAUUAUAGAGAUGUCUAAAGUAAUAAAAUAAUGCCACACUAAAGCGAGUAUUAAAAUAUAAGUUAGUAUAAACAUGAAAUCAACAACAUUAAAUAGGGAACUUUAGAACUAAUUCGCUAGGGCUACGAAUUAAAUCUGGUACGACUACGAGAUUUUUUCGGUUAAAUAUCUGCUACUACAGACUUUCUAUCGUCCUUUCUUUUGCAUACCCUUUCUUUAUGGCCUCUUUUAUAGCAACAGUUACGCCAAACCAUGUACUAUUAUAAUACAGUAGACACCGCUUACGAUAGAAACGACGACAGUCGAUACUAAAGUGACGAAAAAGUGUAUAUUUCUACUUCCAAAGCAAAAAUAUUUUGCACUGGCACUUCAGGUAAAGCGAAAAGUACAAGGUGUGUAUGAUUUCGCACAAAUAAACCGUAAACAAACAUCAAACUAUCAAAAUAACUCGCAGGAAGCUCUUAAUCAUAAUACUAUUUAUAUUAAAUGUUGCCAAUGUUUGUCUGAGUCUUCGCGGGGGGUCGAAUUUUCGUGACGUCAAUUGCGGACAACGCUAUUGAACUGCGGCAGCAUGAUGAUUAUAUAUCGGGUAUGUUUUAUCUUGGAGAAGUGUAACUAUGUCGUAAACUAUUCAGUUUAUUGUUACGUAGGCUUCUGUUUACAUUUGUACUUAGUCAGUCUACUUAUUCUGUUGUACGUUUGAUCCGUCUUCUUUGUCAUCUGUCAACAUAGACAUAUCUUGCCAUAUAAUCCUAUUUGGAUUAAUUUUCAAUAUCUCAGCAUGCUGUACACAGUACAGUUUGAUAUCACCCAAAUGACUUUGAAAUUAAUAGAGUGCAUUUAGAUAUUUAACUCAUUAUGUUGCUUUGUGCCACAGUCUACUUUACUUGGUCUAUCAUCAAAUUAUUUUACCCAUCAAGGGGGGAGCUAGCGCUCAAUGGAUGAAGAAAUGCAGGGGAAGCUGAGAAUUAGUAAUAUACAAAAUAAUGAUGAACGGUGGCCAAUAAAACAUGUUUAGUUGUUUAUCCCAAGUGAACUUCUCUAGCAUUUUAACCCUUUAAGUAGCAAUGCACCCAGAUAUGCCCUACGUUAUUAUUUUACUCUGUCUACCACCAGACGAUUUUACUCGUCACAGGAAGAAUGCUGCCACUCAAUGAGUUAAACAGACUGUCUGCCCAUGCACCUGUGUUCUUUAAGUGGCAAUGCACCCAGAUACGCCCUACGUUAUUAUUUUACUCUGUCUAACGCAACAGUUUUCAACUGGUUUUCUCAUGUGUCCCCGAUUUCACAUGAUUGAAUUACCACGUCCCCUGAACAGAAAUUGCCCACUGAAGUCUAUCAAAAACACGAAUUUCGAAAUAGUUAGUAAAAUAGUAAAUGAUUUAAAUUUUAAAUAAUAGAUAGAAAGUCAAGCAAACAUGUUUAUAGUACAAACUAUUGUAUUCAACUAUUGUAUUCAACUAUUGUUUUCUCAGUCCUAGACCAGUUUGUGUCCCCUAGGAAUUUGCCAAAUGUCCCCUCUCGGGGACAUGUCCCCCAAGUUGAAAACCCAUGGUCUAACGCCAGAUGAUAUUUUACUCGUCAGGGAGUAUGUGCCCAUGCACCCUAGCUGUUAACCCUUUAAGUGGCAAUGCAUCCAGAUGCGCCCUACUUUAUUAUUUUACUGUGUUUAACACCAGACGAUUUUACUCGUCACGGGAAGAAUGCUGCUACUCAAUGAGUUAAACAAAGCUAGUUCAAUGUGAUUGGCUGAUCAAAAUAAUUAUCAAAAGCUUGUUAUAAACAUGAACGUUGCCAUGUGAGAACAUCUCUGAGUGUUGAUGCAAAUCAAGAGGUAGACGAUGCAAUGCAGAGACAUGUGUUGAUUGCUUUGUUUAGAUGGUUAUGUUAUUGCACAUUAUUCUUCAAAUGUCAAAGAUUUUAAUGACACAUUUUCGCAUAAACAAUGAAUUACAAUGUGUUUACAUUCAAAGUCAAAUUUAAUUUAUAGAUAUUUACACGGUCAUAAAAUUUAAGAUAAAAUAGGUAAAGAAUAUUAUUAAUAUAUAAGUUAAGAAUAUUAAGUUAAAAAUAUUGUUAAAAUAUAAAUUGUUCAACCAUUUAAUCUAAGGUAGGUUCCUUUCUCUAUUUCAUGGCAUUCAGUUCAACAAUUGCUCUUGGAAAGAAACUGUUUUUAAAACGUUCAGUUCUGCACUUAUACAAUGUCAGAUUAUUUAGGUUUCUAAUAUUAUAUUGUUGAGCACAAGCUCUAGAUUGUGUUACGUGUUCAGCAAGCCUGCUCGUUUAGCAAUCUUCUGUAAGGUAUUAUACAGGUUUCGUUUCGCCUGUCGCUAAGUCUUGUGCAAUUAGCCAAUUAGAGAGCUUCGUCGUAUGAGUGACCAGGAAAGAUAAUGCGCAUGGCACGCUUUUGUACUCUUUCCAGUUCGUCAGACAGAUAGCGGGGUAUCGCGUAAUUCCAUACCUCACAACAAUAUUCCAGAAUAGAACGAAUAAGCGCGAAGUAUAUGUUGGUAAGAUCAGCAGGAGGGACACCACUGAUCUGAUUUGACCCACGACCUUUAGCCAAGCUCAUUAAUUAAUCACCCAUUGUGAGGAAGGAUUAAAAAGGAUUAAAGGAGGUGCGAAGUGUCAAAAUGGACGGGCAUUCUAUACAGGGUGUAUAAAAAAAACGCAACCUCGGAAUUUCCCAAGAAAACGACAUGGUUUUAAAGACAAAAUAUUUUAGGCGCCUGGGAAUUUAAAAUAGCACAACUGCCAAAAUUAUUGUGCAUAAAGCAAAAUUUAUGCAUUUAUUUAAUGGACAACAACAGUAAUAUGAUCUAUUAGCAAUUCGAUUUCAAUUCCCAGGGGCUUAAAAUUAGGAAAUUCCGAGGUUGCGUUUUUUUUUAUACAAACCGUAUCGGUUAGGUGGAAAACGCGGACAGGUAUAGGUAUAAAAAAUGUAUAAAAGUGACAUUCGAAAUUUCCAUCUACAAAACCCAUCAGCAAUUAAUUCUGUCGAGUACCUAUUAUCAGGAAGUUGUCGCUGUUCGCAAAGGAUUAAAGGAGGUACGAAGUGUCAAAAUGGACGGGCAUUCUAUAUCAUAAUAACGAUCCCGACGAAUAAAUAGUUGCAAAACUAUACUUGCGCGUGCGAUCAACUGUACCCCUAGUGUUGAUCGGCAAUCACAAGUUAGUCAUGAUCAGCUACAAUUUUGCACUGAGAACUUAACCUUGAAGCAGGGAAGUAAAGCAUCAAAAGACCUGAUAAUAUAUACGUAUGUGUAUGUAUAUCAAAUUACUCUGUGAUUCCUCACUUAUAAAAUAUAACCCAGUAUCAUUCGUGAUGACAAUUAAAACAUAUGUAGUUGAAACUUGAAUAUAUGAAAACGUUUUCUGAAUUGCCGUUGUUUUGUAUUUUGUAAAGAUUCUGAGUGGAUUUUUCAGAAUCUUCAAUACUGUAAGUAAAAUACAUGGAAUUGAUUGUGUAAUUAUGACAUCACACCUGCAGAUAUAGCUUUCUGAACGUAAAUAUGACAUCAAUUCUGCCAGCAGAAAACGAGCUUCUUUACAUGCAGAACAUAUAAAGCCAUGGCCCAUGGCGAGAUUUGUUUUUGUAACUAAAAAAAGAAGCGAAAUACACUAAACGAGCUGACAAACUAAGACAGAGAAAAGAGAGAGAAAAACACAACCUCGGCAUUGAUAACUUUCAAUAUCACGCGAAAAUUAUUAAUUAUUGUCGCAAUAGAUUUUUUGAAGUUUAGUAAAUUUCGUGUCCGCAUGUCCGCGUUUUCCACUUGACUUGCGUGUCCGCGUCCGCAUGUCCGCGUUUUCCACUUGACUGGCGUGUCCGCAUGUCCGCAUGUCCGCGUUUUCCACCUAACCCACACAAUCAUCCUCAUAGACGCUGACUACGCUCGUUUGUUUUAAACCAACCAAAAUAGCUUCCUAGUCUAACGCUGCUACGCAAAUAUUUUCUGUUCGUUAAAUUUGUAGUUUAGCUAUAUUUUCAGGUCUUUCAGUCUCAGUGUCGUGUUGAAAGCUUCGAACACAUGUACUUAGGUCUAUUUCUAAAUAACGGACCACCAGCCGCAUGGAUUUCGUAUAUCGCAAGAAAGCAACUAAACGUUUAUAUCAAAAGCUUUAUUUUAAAUGAUACAGUACUAUUUAUCGCUUAAACGUCCCCUGCACCGCAAUAGUACCUACAGAUGACUAAUUGUUUAUAUAAUGCUGGUUGCGCCGUACGCGCAAGUUUGAUUUUUGUUCUGGCGCCUGGCGGAUUGAAUUGCAAAUGAUCAAAAUGAUCCACAAAAAGCAAAUGAUCCAAAUGAUCCUCAAAAAGCAAAUGAUCCAAAUGAUCCACAAAAAGCAAAUGAUCCAAAUGAUCUACAAAAAGCAAAUGAUCUAAAUGAUCCACAAAAAGCAAAUGAUCCACAAAAAGCAAAUGAUCCAAAUGAUCCACUAAAAGGAAAUGAUCCAAAUGAUCCACAAAAAGCAAAUGAUCCAAAUGGUCUACAAAAAGCAAAUGAUCCAAAUGAUCUACAAAAAGCAAAUGAUCUAAAAUGA